AUGCCGUCAGGAGAUACUAGCGAAGAGCAGAAAAAGGUCAAACUACUUGAGCGUCGCAUCGCACAAUUGGGAAUCACAAACCUAAAGGAAUACCAUUUGAUUUAUGCACUGCAAUCUUAUCAUUCACAAGGGGAUGUUGAUAAGGCUUUCGAGUUGCUCCUCCUCCUUGAGGACUCGAUUGAGGGAAUAGUAAGGGACUACACGCCGCGCACGAAGCUUCUGGGAGCGGAAAACCGCGAAAAUGUCACCUGCUACCUGGACUCACUUCUCUUCGCCAUGUUCGCUCGGCUUGAUUGCUUCGAGGCUAUUCUGUACAAGUCGUUCAAUGACGAACCUCGUCGAAAGCUUGCGAUUUUGCUAAGAUUUUGGGUCAACAUGUUGCGGUCGGGAAAGCUCAUAACAACAGAUAUUACCAAGCAUUUGCAAGACGCGCUGGCUGAAUGCGGGUGGGAGGACGCGGCUAAACUUCGUCAGCAAGAUACCUCGGAAGCAUUCACCUUUAUAACAGAAAAGCUAGAGCUGCCUCUUCUCACCCUGAAGAUGGAUAUCUAUCAUACAGGAAAAGAGGAUGUGAGUGGCGACCACAAAUUUGUCAACGAAAGACUAUUAGAAGUGGCGAUACCAGAACCUGUUGAUGGAAAUACUGUUACGUUGGAGGAUUGCCUAGAGUCGUACUUCAACAAUAGGAUUGAAGUGAAGCGCCACCUAGAACGCCGUAACACGGCGGGCUCCACCAAGUCGGUUGAUUCCAUGGCGAAAGGUUUCACGGCACACGUGGAAGCCGUAGAGGUUUCUCCUUCACUCACGGCAACUCCGACCUCGUCAACUCCGGCGCGACUUGAUAGUAUAACCCCGAUAUCAUCGGCGACAGAAAAGACCGAUAUGCGUGUAUCAUUACCUCGGCGAAGCAGCAUUGUACAAGCACGAUUUAUACCCGACUCAGAGGAUGAAAAAACAACCGACGGCGGCGCUACGACGUUUACGCGCAAGGGCUCUUACAGAAAGGAGGUUAUGAUGCCUGCAUGGCAAAUUUUUAGCUUAAUUCCAUGGUACACAGAUAACACUCCCACCAAUGAUGCGCAGGUUGCGGCUCACUUUUCUUUGAAGCGACCGAUCCUCGGCAUGUGUCUGAAGCGAUACUCUAUGCUGCCUAAUGGAAAAGCAGUUAGGCUAGACACCGUUGUUGAUAUCCCGACGGAAAUUGGGCUGCCGCAUUUUAUCCAGGACGACAAUAUGGAGGAAGAAGGGCCCAUCUAUGGGAACUUCAAGUUGUCGUUGCAAGCAAUGGUCUGUCAUCGAGGCUCGUCGGUCGAUUCGGGACAUUAUAUCGCCAUCGUCCGAGGAACCAGUGCUGGUGCACCUCCAGCCAGCUCCCAUGGAGUUGAACAGCAUUCCUCGAAUAAUCCGCGAUAUUGGAUGCGGUUUGAUGAUAUGGCCACGGAGCGCGUUACACUAGUUAAUAUUGAGCAAGCCCUGAAGUAUGAAUCGCCAUACCUCUUGUUUUACCAGAUACUUCCUAUCGACGAGGAUGCGGCAGCGGCCAACUUCCCUAAUAAAUUGUCUUCUGAAGAAACGCCUGAGGAUAGCCAAGAAUCAGACUUUGCGACAAACCUCCAGAAGUUGAAUCUGUCACCGACAAAUAUCCGGGAAGCAGAUCGUGCCGAGCUAUUUCGUCCCCAGCGACCCAGUUUUGAAAUUACAGCCCCGCAUAAUGCAGAGAGUAUGCCGGAUCUAACCGAAAGAAAGCAAAGUAUUGUCUUUUCAGAUGCUGCCGAUGCUGCCGAUUCUACCCAUAGUAUCGGGGCACGUAUGGUCUAUGCCGCCUCCACAUCGCCACAGCUCAGCGCCAGAGACGAUGAUGGCAGGAGGAGUUCGAACUCAUUCUCUCGACAUGGCUCAAGGGUGACCAGAAGCAAUCCUAGCAGCCGCGCAGGGAGCCAAACCAGUGAAAAUAGGGUCAGUGCUACUUUUGCACGGUUUACUGGACGGCUCAGUCGAGACAAAAUCAGCAAUGAUGGAUUCCCGAUCGAAGGAGACGACGAAUUGACGGGAUGUAAUGAACCUGCUGGCCAGGUGGGCGAGAGGUCGGUCCCUAGUAGCGUUGAGAGCAAGGAAAAGAUUCUAUGGCGCUCUAGAGACAUGGGCAAGUCUCGAGAGAAACCUAGGUCGCGGGAGAAGAUUGGACGAAAGUUGGAACGAGAGUGCCUGGUGAUGUGA
Messenger RNA from Aspergillus tanneri, 2217 nucleotides. RefSeq names its product ubiquitin C-terminal hydrolase family protein. Gene Ontology annotation, cellular component: cytosol; nucleus. Gene Ontology annotation, molecular function: cysteine-type deubiquitinase activity; cysteine-type endopeptidase activity. The transcript has 5 exons. The record is from RefSeq and is a predicted model, not a curated record. NCBI's taxonomy places the organism in Eukaryota, Fungi, Ascomycota, Eurotiomycetes, Eurotiales, Aspergillaceae. Bases 1 to 2217 code for a protein of 738 amino acids. Gene Ontology annotation, biological process: protein deubiquitination.